Molecule: messenger RNA, 450 nt
Organism: Ostertagia ostertagi
Lineage: Eukaryota; Metazoa; Nematoda; Chromadorea; Rhabditida; Trichostrongylidae
Source: the annotation of a GenBank genome assembly
ACCCCAACACCAACCACACAACCUCCAAUCGAAACCACCACACCCAUCGUGCCUGUGCAGGAGACAUGCUACAAUGAACAGCAAUGCUGCGCACCAUGGGCCUCUCGAGGAGAAUGUGGCAGAAAUCCGACCUAUAUGAAUCUUUGGUGUGAGGCAAGUUGCGGUGUCUGCACUCCAACUACGUACAAUCUGAACACAGAGUGCUCGGAUCGCAAUGUGAGGUGCACUGAAUGGGCUCGAAGAGGUGAAUGUCGAACUAAUCCAUCGUGGAUGGCGGAAAACUGUCGCCAGGCCUGCAACGCGUGUGUUCAGACCAGAUUGCAAGCUUGUGGAGGAGGAGAAAACAUUUCACUGGAGCAGGCACAUUUCUAUAUAACCUACUUCAGUAAAUCAUUGCUAUGGACCUAUAGGAAUAAACAUAACGAAAUCGUUCAAAAAAAUCAACAGUGA